Messenger RNA from Hyaena hyaena (striped hyena), 1729 nucleotides. It is a transcript of the gene MRPL42, whose product is annotated as mitochondrial ribosomal protein L42. The transcript is spliced from 6 exons. Bases 167 to 595 code for a protein of 142 amino acids. The record is from RefSeq and is a predicted model, not a curated record. NCBI's taxonomy places the organism in Eukaryota, Metazoa, Chordata, Mammalia, Carnivora, Hyaenidae. Gene Ontology annotation, cellular component: mitochondrial large ribosomal subunit.
AGAAGCCUUAUGGGGAGAUGUUGAUGUCCCCUGCCUGUCGUUCGCGGUAGGAUGAACUUGGUGUCCCCAGUCGCGGGAUGAAAAUAGGUAUGCCUGGAAGCAGAUUUUAAAAGCAGUUUCUCUUCAGAUCAUCUUUCACACCACCUGAUAAGCAUCUUGAAUCAUCAUGGUGUUAGCAGCAGUAAAAUGGGUGAUAUCAAACAGAACUCUCUGGAAACCUUUCUUUCCGAUUCAAAACGGAGCUUUAUAUUGUGUUUGUCAUAAGUCUACGUAUUCUCCUCUUCCAGAUGACUAUAAUUGCAAAGUAGAGCUUGCUUUGACAUCAGAUGGCAGGACAAUAGUAUGCUACCACCCUUCUGUGGACAUUCCAUAUGAACAUACAAAACCUAUUCCACGGCCAGAUCCUGUGAAUAAUAAUGAAGAAACACAUGAUCAAGUGCUGAAAACCAGAUUAGAAGAAAAAAAUGAACACUUUGAGCAAGGCCCUAUGAUAGAACAACUUAGCAAAAUGUUCUUUACUACUAAGCACCGCUGGUAUCCUCGUGGACAGUAUCAUAGACGUCGUAGGAAACUGGAUCCUCCAAAAGACAGAUGAUAUUGAGGUUUUCAGAAAUCAAAGAGAUGUUAUCUUGUGUCUUAUUUGCCAUUUGAGAAAAUGCAAUUGAGUAUAUUCACUGUUAUAUAGCAAAACAAUAAUAAAAUGUCUUUUUAUAUAUUAGAAUGACUGUUUCUUUAUGUAUCUAAGUAAUUGUGGAUUUGACAUUCUUAUAUACAGAAACUUACUUGGUCUAUCUUGCCUUUGAGAUAGUAAGGUCUGCCAUUUAUUUUUAUGUAUCUAGUUGUGAUUAAGCAUUUUUGCUUUAUCAGCCAAAUAUUGUUAGUAGUAUAAAUAUGAUUAAUAAAAAUGUGCAUGGUUCUCCUUCACAAGGAGAUUUUUUAAUUGUCUUUGAAAAGAAACUCAUAAGGUCCACCCAGAAAAUAAAUGUUAAAAUGUUUUCUUUCUUGUGGCUUUUAGGAAAUAAUUAAAUUGGAGUUGACCAUUGAACCACACAAGUUUGAACCAGUCUACUUAUACACAGAAUUCUUUUUGGAUAAAUACAGUACAGUACUGUAAAUAUAUUUUCUCUUCAGGUUUUUUUAGUAACAUUUUCUUUUCCCUAGCUUUAUUGUAACAAAAUAAUAUAAAAUACAUAUAACAUGCAGAAUACAUGUUAAUCAAUUAUGUUUAUCAGUGAGGCCACCAGUCAACAUAGGCUAUUAGUAAUUAAGUUUUUGGGGAGUCAAAAGUUAUAUGUGGGUUUUUGACUGCAAUGAGGAUUGGUACCCCUAACCCCCUUGUUCAGGGGUUAACUGUAGUUACAUUUUAAUUAGUUUCUACUGCUUUCCAGGUCCUUUCUGUAUAUAUACAUCAUUAUUAAAUUCUCACAAUAAUCCUUUGAAGAAAAAUCAUCAUCCCCACUUUACAGGUAAGGCCAAGUAACUUUGAACCUACCUAGCAAGUGGAGUGGAAGAGCCAGGAUCCAAAUGGUCUGGUUCCAGAGCCUUUUUACAGUGCAUUACAGUGACAAAGGUAUAUUUUCUUUUACCCAAGAAUGUUCUUUCCUAGAAAGGAUAUUAUAUAAUUUCUUUUAAUUUUUUUUUUCUGGCUGUUUUAGAAAUUAUACUUGCUUUAGAACACAUGCAACUCAGUGGUGAAAAUGUUAAUAUCACUAAACUAGUGUGAUGAGAA